Messenger RNA from Thalassophryne amazonica, 1100 nucleotides. RefSeq names its product protein eyes shut homolog. The transcript has 2 exons. Bases 147 to 1100 code for a protein of 317 amino acids. Gene Ontology annotation, biological process: establishment or maintenance of epithelial cell apical/basal polarity; heterophilic cell-cell adhesion. NCBI's taxonomy places the organism in Eukaryota, Metazoa, Chordata, Actinopteri, Batrachoidiformes, Batrachoididae. The record is from RefSeq and is a predicted model, not a curated record. Gene Ontology annotation, cellular component: protein-containing complex; plasma membrane.
CAUGUGGACUUCAUGGACUACUUGGAACAGCAUCUCAUGAGCCUCCCAACAUUAAUAACAGAUCAUCUCGUUUAUUUGCCUGAUGACACAUGCAGAGUUAAAAUAAACACAAUUUGGAUUACACAGUAAGCGAGAAGAAAACAAAAAUGAGGCCAUUGUGUCAUAUUAUUGCUCUGUUUUCCAUUGUUGUGGGUCGGUCCUUUCUCAUGGUGUACUGCCAGACAGUUUGCAACAGACGAGAUGGACAAGAAUGGCACAUUAAACAGCACACAGUCCGACUGAACUGGACACUCACAGGAAAUAUCUGCAGUGGUUUUGCAGAGUGUUGGGCAACUCGGGAGGCAGAGGAAGAGAGUGAACAUGCUUUUAACUUCCCACAGAUUUGCCCCCUUCAGUUGCAACAUGGAGACAAACUGCUAAUGUUUGCUGAUGAAACUCUGAAGAAAUUUGGUAUCAAAAUCUUCAACGUCCACGUCAAAAAUUUUGAAAGCUGUUCCACAGAUGGACAGUUAAAAGAGUACUUCUUUUCUCCCAACAAUGCAAAUGGGAGCCAGCAAGUCGAUGCCAAGUGGCUCACCGCAGGUCAUCAUUACUUCAUUGCUCUCCAUGAGGGUGACACGCAGCUGUGCAAGUUUGGCUUAAGGCUCAACAUCACUGUGAAAAUGCCACUUUGUCGGCCUUCUCCUCUGUUUCGACUUUGUUCAGGGAAUGGAAUUUGUAAAAGUGGUCUAUGGGAACAAACAUACCACUGCCAAUGCCACCGACACUACUCUGGCCGUUUUUGUGAAAAGUUUGAUGCUUGUUUGGAUAACCCAUGUGAAAACAAAGGAGUGUGUUUGAGCAAGGGAUCCACAGACACCAACCACAGAACUUAUACAUGCCUGUGUCCGCCACAUUUUACAGGGGUUAACUGCUCCGAAAUAAUCGGAAGAGAAAACUGUGAGCGAAUUUGCCAAAGUGAACCGUGUGUUCAGGUGUCACCUACCUCCUUCAGAUGCACCUGUGACCCAGGAAUCUCUGGUAAGCGCUUUAUACUCAGCUGGUUGUUGGUGAAAAGGAGCACAAUCAUCCAUCACUGGAAAACUCUGCUCAGCAAAUGA